Molecule: messenger RNA, 3831 nt
Organism: Pezoporus occidentalis (night parrot)
Lineage: Eukaryota; Metazoa; Chordata; Aves; Psittaciformes; Psittacidae
Gene: LRRTM1
Product: leucine rich repeat transmembrane neuronal 1
Exons: 1
Coding region: 949-2514 (521 amino acids)
Cellular component (GO): extracellular matrix
Molecular function (GO): protein binding
Source: RefSeq, a predicted model, not a curated record
GCAGGCGUACAAUCAUGAGCAGCUUACGACACUCAGUGAACACUAGGUGCCUCUGCAUGCUCUAGCAACAUACUGCUCAGCUGAAGGGAAGGGAUUCUUGCUGUCUCUCUCUGCUCUAAGCAUCACCUAACAAGCAAAGCGAACAAAGAAUGGGAAAUAAAGCUACCCUUAGCCGGUCAGUGAAUGAAUGGUAAUCUCUCUAUGGAGUAAAGGUUGUGCCGGUCAAUGGUCGUUGCAAAUGAUGGACAUUAAACAGAUUGACAAAUCCUGUGGAGUCGUUAGUACAGAGUUUGGAGUUUUUUUCACGCCACAGUGUUAACUGCAGAGAAAAGGACAGAGGGAGAAGGAGAAGAUCAAGCUCAUGUACAUAGUUCUGAAACUUGCAGGUCCUAGGAGUCAGCUAAAAAGCUAGCUGGACAAGCCUUUCGCUCUUUGAGCAGAAGCAAAGUGAGACAUUGUGAGCUUGCCAGCCUUGCACAAAAUUGAAAGGGACUGAAUUUGUAGCACAGAGGGGUCUUUUUUAGCUCUGCAUAUAAUUAGUCCAAACACAAAGGAAGCAACUGAAUGGAGGUUGUCACUCUCUGGAAAAGGGUGGGUAAGACACUUUUUAAUUAAAUUCUUUCAUGAAGAAAGAUUUUUUUUUUCCUUUGCCGCAGCAUUUAACAUAAACAAAAUCACUAUCAUUUUACCUUUGAAUGUCUGUGAACUUUAAUGCUGCACAGCUCCUGCAUGCUGUAAAGUGAAAUAUUUGCCUCUGUGUUUGCUCUGUUUGCUGUUUUGCUUUGGUUUUCUGCCUCGGUUUUGGGUUUUUGGGGGUCUGGGUUUGUAUUUUUUAUUUUUGUCUUUUUCUUCUUUCUUUUUUUUUUUUUUUCCUUAAAUAAAAUAUGAUGUAGAAUUUGAAAAAGAUUCAAUGGACAUUCUCAAGCAUAUUUGGAAAUAUCCUUGCUAAUGGAUUUCCUUCUUAUUGGUCUCUGUUUAAACUGGCUGCUGAGGAAGCCCCCGGGGUUGAUAUUGUGUACGCUGGGUAUCUUUUCUAAAAUGCUUCCAGCUGUGAAUAGUGGGUGUCCACAGCUAUGUCGGUGUGAGGGCAGGCUUUUGUACUGUGAAUCACUGAAUCUUACAGAGAUGCCUCGCAACCUGUCGGGCAUGAUGGGCUUGUCUCUGCGGUACAACAGCCUUUCAGAGCUGCAUGAUGGACAGUUCACAGGGUUAAUGCAGCUCACGUGGCUCUAUCUGGAUCACAAUCACAUUUGCUCAGUGGAGGGGAAUGCCUUUCAAAAAUUGCGGCGAGUUAAAGAGCUCACCCUGAGUUCCAACAAAAUAACCCAACUGCCCAACACCACUUUCCGACCCAUGCCAAACUUGCGCAGUGUGGAUUUAUCAUACAACAACCUACAGUCUUUGGAGCCUGACCUGUUUUACGGGCUGAGAAAACUCACAACUUUGCACAUGCGGUCGAACGCCAUCAAGUUUGUGCCAGUGAGAAUUUUUCAGGACUGUCGCAGCCUGAAGUUUCUAGACAUAGGAUACAAUCAGUUAAAGAGCCUGGCUCGAAACUCUUUUGCGGGCUUGUUCAAACUCACUGAGCUGCACCUCGAGCACAAUGACUUGGUGAAAGUCAAUUUAGCCCAUUUUCCCAGGCUCAUCUCCCUGCAGUCUCUCUGCCUGCGAAGGAAUAAAGUUACCAUUGUAGUAAACACUUUGGACUGGAUAUGGCAACUCGAGAAACUGGAUCUCUCCGGCAACGAAAUCGAAUACAUCGAACCUCACGUUUUCGAAAGUGUACCUCACCUCAAAUCCCUGCAGCUGGACUCCAACCGGCUGACCUACAUCGACUCCCGAGUCCUCGACUCCUGGAAGUCCCUCACUAGCAUCAGCCUUUCUGCAAACGCUUGGGAUUGCAGCCGUAACGUUUGUGCCCUGGCCUCCUGGCUGAGCACCUUCAAGGGUCGCUACGACAGCAACCUGCUUUGUGCCACCCCUGAGUAUGCACAGGGUGAGGAUGUUUUGGACGCGGUCUACGCCUUCCACUUGUGUGAAGACACAACAGACCCGACGAGUGCGAACACCCUCUCCCCGGUAACAAACAACAGCGACCAAACGUUCAGCUAUGGCUCGGCCACCGCCACGUACGACGUGCAGGACGGCGACGAGGACUGGACAACAUACGCCAUCACCGUCACCAUGCCCGGCGAGAACUCGGAGAACGCCGUUCAGAUUCAUAAGGUGGUGACGGGGACCAUGGCCCUGAUUUUUUCCUUCCUCAUCGUGGUUUUGGUGUUGUACGUCUCCUGGAAGUGCUUUCCAGCCAGCUUAAGGCAACUAAGACAGUGCUUUAUAACACAGCGCAGAAAGCAGAAGCAAAAACAGACCAUGCAUCAAAUGGCUGCCAUGUCAGCCCAGGAGUAUUACGUUGAUUACAAACCCAACCACAUUGAGGGAGCCCUGGUGAUCAUUAAUGAGUAUGGAUCUUGUUCCUGUCACCAGCAGCCAGCGAGGGAAUGUGAGGUGUGAUUUUCCUUGGGGAUUUAAACAGUGUGCAACCAAAUAACAGCGUGCAGGCAGACGGUGGCACGAGGUGGGGGGGGGGGUGGGUGGGUUGCUGUGCUUGGCUGGUGAUUUCUGAUGUGCUCCUCUGCCGAAAUUGUUAAGAGGGGCUGUCUAAAAGACUUGAUAUUUUAGCUUUAUCUUGUCUUAAAAACCUUCAGGACAGUCAAUCUUAAGAUUUCAUAUGCUAAUAACUCCCUUUGAAGAUCUGUCAAUAUUCAGGAAUCUGAGAGUGUAAAAAGGUACCAAUUAUUGAUCUUUUGUAAACUAAGAAAACUGUUUAAAAUAAAAACAAAUAGCAUUUACAGUUUUUACAGACUGGUGUAUAUUACAUGACUUGUUCCCUGUAUACAAAAAUGCAACAGUUUAACCUCUUUUUCUCUUCAUUCUGAGCGUUGAAAUGAAAGUCUGGGAGCAAAGAAGCCACGUAAAAUAGAAAGCUUAAAAUUAACCAGAUGGCUUCACACUGUAAUUAGCACACGUUCACUUACAUCAUGUUACUGAAGAUAUGAAGCAUGAUACUGGAAUUAUAUUUUUGUUAAUGUGCUACCUGUAACUGGAUGUCAGUACAACAAGGAGCCAAUGCACCUCAGAAAGGCUAAAGUUUUGACUGUCUCCCUGGGACAGGAUUUCUGAGGAUUUUUAAGUACAGCUCACUUGUUCGUUGCUGUAAGAUCCAUAAAAACUUCAUCCUAACCCCUGAAAGUAUUUUGUAUCAAAACUGAUUAUAUUGCAAAGUCUCACUAAAAUAAAACAUCCAACUAGACCCAAAAUGACCAAAUCACUGCCAGAAUGUCCUCAGCAUAAUUUCCUUUAAAGUAAAAAGGACAAAAAACUUCUAAAUUCAAGGGUUUUUACUAGCAUUUUCCACUUCUAUGCUUGUUUUGACAUAUGCUAAGAGUAAAGAAACCCUUGCUUUGUGCACUGUGGUGCCAUGGUGAAUGGAGAAGAGGAAAAGCUAUUUGGUUCUCAGUGGUGAAACCUAUGUGUCUUUCAGGAGUAAAAGCUUGGCUCUAACACUGUCAGAGUAAGACAGAGUUAUUAGAGCAUACUUCUGGGUCCUAUAGUAAACUGCUAGCAAAGCCUAUGUCGUGUCCUUCAUUUUCACCAUCAGCCUUCACUAACAAAACCACUCUAAAAUCUCUGCAGAGGGUGAAAGUAUACGAAACCUCCUUACUAAUGACUGAUGAAUGGAACUGAUGGAUAUAAGCAGUGAUUUAAUAAUGUGGAAUCACAGAGCUGUUUUAUCUGACUGCCCUUAAAUAAAGCCUUCCUUUCCUUGUA